Rhodotorula graminis WP1 is the source of this 3574-nucleotide messenger RNA. RefSeq lists its product as uncharacterized. Bases 1 to 3327 code for a protein of 1108 amino acids. The transcript has 2 exons. NCBI's taxonomy places the organism in Eukaryota, Fungi, Basidiomycota, Microbotryomycetes, Sporidiobolales, Sporidiobolaceae. The record is from RefSeq and is a predicted model, not a curated record.
AUGGCCACCUCUGCGCGACCGUCGCACGUCCCGUUGCCUGCGCGCGACCCUGCUACUCGCCCUGCUCCUCCCGCCGACGUUCCUCCGACCCCGUCGGCCUUCCCCGCCCUCCCAGCCCACUCGCAGGGCCCGCAGGCCGACACCGCCCACGACGACCACCCGCACCCGCACCCGCAACCGACCCAGCCGGGCAUCUCGUACGCCAAGGUGUCCAAGCACCUCCUCCCGCCCUCGAACGCGCCCCAGGGCACCUCGCUCCCGCCUCCGCCACCCCAGCCGCCCAAGCUCUCGUCCCACAACUCCAAGGAGCGCCUCCAGCCCUCGCAGAACGGCCGCGACUCGCCCUACGCCCGCGGCACUCCGUCAUCGGCCACCUCGUCGUCGUCGGCCAACAAGCCUCGCGCAAAGGCCAACCGCGGCAGCAACGCCCACGGUCAGGGGCCCAACAAGCCCGCCGUCAACGGCAAGCCCGUCGCCAACUGGGUUCCCGAAAAAGUCGGCGUCCACGCCCCGGCCGUCCACUCGCGCGCCGCGUCGUCGUCGGGCAUCCCGGCCCCCGUCUCGACCUCGACCUCGCCUGCGACCUCGACUGCGGGCCCGACCGACCCGCCCAUGCACACGGUCGGCAAGAAGCGCCGCCAGACGCUCCGCAAGGUCCUGCCCCCGACCUCGUCCAAGCUGUCGCCGUUCGCCGCCUCGUUCGACUUUGUGCCCGGCGGCGGGCCCUCGCUCGGCGCUCCCGUCACGCCGCAGCCCCAGCCCGACGCGCACGAGCAGCGCGACUCGUCCUCGCCCCCGGCGUCGUCGUCGUCGUCGUCGGCACCGGCAUCCGGCGACGAGGGUGCGGCGUCCGCAGGCGAGCGCGAGCUCCUCACGGCCGCCGAGCAGCGCGCGAUCCAGCAGACGGUCGGCAGCGCCGGCGCCCAGGGUGACGACUUCCGCAAGAAGGGCUUCUCGGCGACCGACGCCGAGGGCGCCGUCGAGUCGGCCGGCGCCGAGCCGGGCAUGCAGAGCGCCGGCGCUGACAAGUCGACGAGCCUGAGCAUCGCCGAGGACGAGGCGCCGCGUCGCCGGGCCGAGGCCGCGAGCCUCGAGGUCGAGCAGCCGCGCGAGGACCGCCCGCUCGGCGCCUUCCUCGACGAGGCGUUCGUCCACGCGUCGGGCGCGUUCGCGCCGCUCUCGCUCCCCGAGCACGAGGGCCGCGACGCCGACCCCGAGCGCACGCAGCCCCAGGUGCGCCCGGCCGACGAGCUGCGCAUUCCGGGCGCCGUCGACGCGUCGCCCGUCGCCAACCUCGAGUGGCGCGACAAGCAGGGCUGGUGGAGCGAGGGCUACGACCCGCUCGCGGCCGCCCCUGCCGUCGGCGCCGGCGCCGCCGAGGACGUCGAGCCCGAGCGCGAGCAGGCGCACGAGCCCGCGCUCGCCGAGCCCGCGAUCGAGUCGGCCCAGGCGCACGACUACGAGCCCAUCCUGCGCUUCCCGGCGUGGUCGCCCGCCGCCGCCGCCGGCUCGUCGUCGGCGGACGAGGGCCGCAUCGCGCGCGACCUCGUCAAGGACGGCGGGUCGCCCACGCCGCUCUCGACGUUCCUCGACUCGGCGUUCGUCGACAGCGCCGCCGAGCGCCUCGUCGCGCAGGACGGCGCCGACGGCGUCGACGACUCGAAGCCGGACGGCUCGUCGCUCCUGUCGGAGCAGGAGCUGCGCGACAUUGCGUCGACGGUCGGGAGCGCCGGCGCGCAGGGCGACGGGUUCGUCAAGCCGGGCUUCACCGAGGCGGAUCGGCAGGGAGCAGAGGAGGCGGCGGGCAACGAGGCGGCCGACCAGAGCGCCCAGGGCUACAAGCCGAGCGCGCAGAAGGAGGAGGAGGUCGUCGUCGUCGACGUCGCGUCCCAGGCCGAGGCCGAGCAGCCUGCGCCCGUCGAUGCCGCUCGCUCCCCCACGCCGUCGCCCUCCCCAUCUUCCUCCCCCGCACCCGCCGCCGACAUCGAGCCGGUUGAGGCCGCGACCUCGACUGAGGCGCCCGUCGCACCCGCCGUCGUCGACUCGCCCUCGUCGCCAGCCCCUACCACGCCCAGCGCCCUCUCGUCCUUCCUCUCGUCGUCCUUCGCCGCCCCGCUCGAGACCGGCUGGACCGCGUUCGAGCCUCUCGACGAGCGUCGUGCCGAGGCGCUCGCCGCUGCGGGCCCGCUCUCGCCGUCGCAGGUCGACCCGAACGACUUCCCGACGAGCGCCGAGGCCGUCGCCGCCAUGCCCAGGCUCGACGACGUGCUCGACGUCGACAUCGACGCUGAGGGCAAGGUCGUGCCCGAGGUCGAGGGCGCCGAGCCGCAGCAGGAGACGUCGUCGACGCCCGUUGUCGCCGAGGACACGAAGGAGGAGAAGCGCGGUUGGUGGAACGCCGACGAGCCGGCGUCGGCGCCCGUGCACGAGCAGCACGCGGACGGCUCGUCGCUCCUAAGCGCGGCCGAGCAGCGCGACGUCGCGUCGACGGUCGGUUCGGCCGGCGCGCAGGGCGACGAGUUCACGAAGAAGAGCUUCGCCGCCGCCGACGCCGAGGGCGCGCAGGUCGCCGGCGGCGCCGACCCGGCGCAGCAGAGCGCAGGCGUCGGCGCGACGAGCGUGCCCGGGGCGGAGGAGGGCGCCGCUGGCACCGGCCCGAGCGAGGACGAGGUCAAGGCGGCCGAGGACGCGCAGGCGCGCUCCAGCGGGACGCAGACGCCGUUGGGCUCGUUCCUCGGCCAGGCCUUCUCGGGCGAGCCGUCCUCGGCGACCGAGGCGCCCGUCGCGUCGACGUCGACCGCCGCCGAGCCGGCCUUCUCGUCGUUCGCGUCGACCUCGACGCCGGCCGUUUCUUCCCCUCCCGCCGCUGCGCCGGCCGCCCAACGCUCCUCCUCGCGCUCUCCCUCGCGCUCGCGCUCGCCCUCUCCCUCUCGUCCCGCUCGCCGCACUGCCGACAACGACGGCGACGACGACGACGAGGGCGCGCCGCCGCACAAGUCGGCCGACUCGGCCCCGUCGCUCACGCUCGCCAUCGCGAGCGCGUGGCACACGGCGCCGUGGACCCGCAAGAUGUGGGCCGUCCUUGCCUCGGUCGCCAUCAAUGUCGGCUGCCGCUUUGGCGAGCUGUUCGCGCGCAACUUUAUCGGCGUCCGCCUCGGCUGGCCCCUCGGCGGGUCGUCCUCAUCCUCGUCGUCGGGCGCACGCGCCAACACGUCGGGCGUCGGGCUUCGUGCCGCAGGUGGCAGGCGCGCCGACGUGCCGGGGCACGCAGGCGCCAAGACGGCGGUCGAGGCGGCAGGUGAGGCGGUGCGCGAGGCGGCCGAGUGAGCUCGUCGUCGCGCUCAACUAGCGCCUUCCCCCACCGUUUCUUUCGACCCUUUCUUUCUUCUCCCUACCUUGCACUACUCCCACAUUCCGCCCGACGGGCCGUGGCACGCCCCAAAAGCCUCGCCCGAGUGAGGCACGCACCUACCCCUUCUCAUCACCUGUCACGCUCUGCCUCGUUCUCCUCCUUCGUAUCGCCCUCGCAUCUCUCUUCUCCUCUCCCUAUGCAAUAAGACUUGGAUCUGUAGAC